Messenger RNA from Neohortaea acidophila, 1275 nucleotides. RefSeq lists its product as uncharacterized. The record is from RefSeq and is a predicted model, not a curated record. Gene Ontology annotation, molecular function: monooxygenase activity; FAD binding. The transcript is spliced from 2 exons. Bases 1 to 1275 code for a protein of 424 amino acids. Lineage: Eukaryota; Fungi; Ascomycota; Dothideomycetes; Mycosphaerellales; Teratosphaeriaceae.
AUGGCGCCAGCAUCCCCCGAUGGCUUGGACGUCCUCAUCCUCGGAGGUGGCAUCUCCGGCCUCACCACCGCCCUCGCCUUGACCAAGUUCGCGCCCCCCGGCAAAGUGCCGCGAAUCCGCAUCUUCGAGAUCCGUCCCGUGCCCGCAACCAUUGGCGGCGCUGUCAACCUCACCCCCAAUGCCCUCCGCAUGCUCGACCAUCUCGGCGCCCUGCAAAAGAUUCGCGAGAAGGACUAUGGCAGGACAAUCGAUUACCUCGAAGUCUUCGACGUCUACUCCGGCAAACUCGCCGAGUCGGACUUCCGUGGCCCCGAAGGCAAGGGCAUCGGCACGCCGCCUUACAAAGCGCUGCGCAUCACUCGCGGCGACUCCCUGAAGGGCGUGCUUGCGGCGGUGGAAGAGAACGAAAACAUCACCCUGACAUGCGGCAAGAAGACGGUGAAGAUUGACGAGACCGCGGACAAAGUCACCCUCACCUUUGAAGACGGGGAGAGUGUGUCUGGCGACCUGCUGAUGGGCUGCGAUGGCAUCCACUCCGCCACUCGUCUCAAGCACGUCGAGCCCGAGCGGAAAGCCGUCUACUCCGGCGUCUCCAACGCCUUUGGCUUCGCCCCCGUCGACAAAGACUUCAAGACCCACUUCGAAUGCACCGCCAUCAACUUUGCCCGCCGCGGAAUGCUGCUUACCAGCUACUUCCAACCCGAUCCCACCAUGGUGUACGUCGGCGGUCUCAUGCAGGUCAAAGACAUUGGUUCGCGAGACGGCUGGAAGGCAGUGGGAGCCGAUGCGGAGAAGACACGCGCCGAGCUGUUGGAUCGCUUUGGCGAUGCCAAAAUUCCCUGCAUUGUGCCUUUGAUUGAAAAGACCCAGGACUUCUACCUCUGGCCUGUCUUCACUCUGUCCAAGCAUGGCAAGUGGGCGACCGACCGUGUCAUGCUUUUGGGCGACGCCGCGCACGCCAUGCCUCCGCAAGGCGAAAGCACCGGCAUCGUCUUCGAAGACACCGUCCUCUUCUCCCGCUGCCUCACCCGGUGGGUGGAAAAGGGCAAGCCCAACACCAUGAAAGAGGCCUUUGACGCCUACGAGAAACUGCGGCGGAAGCGCAUCGAAGUCGCCUUCGAGGAGUCCAAGGACGUCGUGCGCACCGUCUCCGACGCCGGCUGGCUCGGCCACACCAUCAAGACCUACGUCGUCCCAUGGUUCCUCUGGUGGACGCACAGCUACCGCGAGAAGCAUUUCAUCGAGGACGUCACCAAGACCGAUCUGGGGUAUUAG